GAAAUAAGAAUGAUCAUAGUUGAACAUCAAUAGUCUAUGACUCUCAGUGUGGGAAAACAAGUACAUGAUAUGCUGUAGCUGAGACUUGUAUAUUUUGCAAAACACUUGGAUACUAGUAUCACUUCGAUAGCAACCAUGAUCGAGAUGGCACAGGCAAUUGAUCCUAUGCUUAACGCUGAAAAUACAUUGACAAAGUGCGGAGACGAUACGACAUGGCGAGAUGUCGAAUGUCUCCUAUAUCAAGAUAACAGCCCAUAUGACAACAUGAUGUUUGGGAAUAACAAUACUCAGGCUGACACCUUCAGUAACCAAGGCAGCCCAAUGAGCACUGCCAGCAGCAGCGGCAGCAGUUCCUGUGGUAGCCCGCAGAUGCCUCAACAACAUUCCAUGCGAAUGGGCAACCCAACGCCCCCUGCCCAGUGCACGGAUGAGAUCUAUGACGAUCUUCUUGACUUUGAUUUCAUUCUGUCCAACAGCAUGAUGCAAGAGGCUAACAUGUACCCAGAAGACAGCGGGUUGAAGUCGGUGAAACAAGAGCGAAUGUCACCAACCAAUGCUGAGACGCUACCAGACUUUUCCUCCGCUUUCUUGGACAUUCCUGACAUAAAAUUCGAUAGUGAAAGUAACACUUAUUUUCCCCAGCUGCAACAACAACAACAACAGCAUCCUCCCCAGCAACAACAACAACAGCAGCAGAAGCUGACCACCCAAAUGAAGCAGGAGUACCCAGCAAUGUCUAACCAGUGUGCCAACUACAAUGCCAGCAUGACUGCCAUUCCUGUGCAAAAUAUGCAGCAACAACAACAACAACAAAUGCCUUACGUACACAUCGGCAACAUGACUCCCCCUGCCUCCCCAGAAAUGAGAGAGGACGGACAGAACCCCAUGAAAGCCAUGCAUUUCCAGAUGAUGCAAACGCAAUACAUGAUGCACCCGCAUCACAUCCUCCCCAAACUCCCCCACCAGGCGCCGCAGAUCACGCCAGUACCUCCGCACGUCAUCACACCACCCAACUCUCCGCAGCUAGUCGAACUUCUCUUUCCUCAGGGUCUUGAUCCAAAUCAACCAAAGAAAAGGGGGCGCAGAACGUGGGGGCGCAAGAAGCAGACCACGCACAGCUGCUCCCACCCGGGCUGCAGUAAGACUUACACCAAAAGCUCCCACUUGAAAGCUCACCUCCGCACACACACGGGAGAGAAGCCAUACCACUGCAACUGGAAGGGUUGCGGAUGGAAGUUUGCCCGCUCCGACGAGUUAACGCGCCACUACCGCAAACACACGGGGGAUCGCCCUUUCCAGUGCCACCUCUGCGAGCGCGCGUUCUCUCGCAGCGAUCACCUGUCUCUGCACAUGAAGAGGCACAUCUAAACCGCACGUGGCUGGCAUGAGCCUGAAAUCAUUGCUUUUUUCUAUGCUGUAUAGACAUUUUUACGCUGAACUGCCGUUGAUUGAGAUUUCUUCUCUUUUAACUGGUCAACUUGUGAGCAUGAUAUUGUGCGAGUUAGCCAAUGCAUGCUGGGAUGGUGUGUCAAGCGUUGUCUAUGCAAGCGUCGCCGUCGUUGGCGUCUGUCAGGCUGUCGGGGUACUGCGCCGAGGUCCGUGGGAUGCGCAAGAUGUCUUACCAAGAACUGUGGCUGUUCCAGUGAGGGACGCCAUACCUCGACUUAACGGUCAACUUACCUUAGCUGCUCGUAUGAGCCAAGGUUUCAAUCGACGGUCACCUAGCCGAGUCUCAUCUCUGGCGUUUCGUAAUGAACGCGGUGACUGUUUUUUAGUUCGUUAACGAUGCAGGUGUUCCAACAACGUUAAAACACUCCAUAAGAGAGCUGAUGGCAUGUUUUGUUUUAAUGCCCGUUUGUUAAGAUCGUGCAAUUUGUUUUGCAUGCAUGUUUUAAUUUCUUUUUUUUUGUGAUACCCUUGGAUGAGGCAACUUUCCGGGUUUUAAGUUUGUACAUUAUAAUUUUGUUUCAUAUACAUAUUUUGCUGGACAAAUGCCUAUUUAUAGCGUGUACAUAAUGUUAUUUUAGCGCUAGCUUGUCACUUAAUGAUUUUUAAAUCAUUAUUAUUUUUUAUUUCUCCGGCUCUUCAUUUUUGCCAAUCUAAACCUUCAGAUAGUGGGUACAGGGUAUCCUUUUAUGUCUGACAUGUUAAACAAAAUACGUUAUUUCGUAUAUGCACGUAGCUACUUAUGUAGUGGUCUAUUAUAUACGCAGCUCACGAGGUGUAGGCGUCAAGUCCACGAUGCAGCGCAUCGUUUAAGUAUAUAGUAGGAACGCUGAAGCCAGUAUAUACUCAGUUAUUGCCAAAUAUAUAUUUAUGUAAAUCUUUCUGUAAGCUGUACAAAUUACGUGAUUAUGGUGCUCUACUGUUGAUGAAUUCCAUUUAAAAGAAUUUGUAUUUUUGUACGAGAAAUUGCAUAUAUUCGCAUAUUUAAUAUUAUACAUUAUCUAGUCACGCAAUAUACAGGGCAAGUACUGUACAGAUGUGUCACGAAGGUACGAAUGUCUGAUUGUAACAUCUUCACUCGAAAAUGUCUUUUAAAAUUGAAAAGAUCAUAGUAUGAAUUGUGAUAUAUUGGUAGUCUGAUAAAGUGCACAUUUUCUGAUCAGUUUUGUCACAUUUAUACAUGUGAACAAUUUGUACGAUGUGCCAGCGUAGCUGGAACAAUGUCAUUUACAAUGCAAGUUAAACUGAAAAAUAAAUUAUUAAAACUUAAUCA
Molecule: messenger RNA, 2719 nt
Organism: Lingula anatina
Lineage: Eukaryota; Metazoa; Brachiopoda; Lingulata; Lingulida; Lingulidae
Biological process (GO): regulation of transcription by RNA polymerase II
Molecular function (GO): RNA polymerase II cis-regulatory region sequence-specific DNA binding; DNA-binding transcription factor activity, RNA polymerase II-specific
Source: RefSeq, a predicted model, not a curated record